AUGCUUGACUUUCCGAAAUACACAAAUAACUUUCAAAAAUCAUUCGUUUCUAAAGAAACAUAUGGAAGUCCUUGGAUAAAGAUUUUACAAAAAUAUGUUAUUAUUGCAAAACCUAAUAAUUCUCAACAAAAUACAUAUUUAUGGUCUUCUAGAUUUGAGGAAUUUGUAAAAGACACACAACCAGAUGCAGUAGAUUUACUCAUUCUUUAUGAUAAAAAGGUUAUUGCAAUGUUAUUGUGUGAAUCUAUUGUAGUCAUAAAGACAAGAGACAAAAAGGAAUAUAAAGCAAAUUCAUUAUACAAUGAAAUAUGUAUCAUAAACCGAUUUUAUCAAGAAAUAGUAAUAGUAAUAGAGAAUUAUUUACGUGAUAUAUUGCAUACCAGAAUGAUAGUAAUAGAAUUGGAAGAAAUUAAUAAUGGUGAUUAUGAUGGGGCUGAUCCUCUUGCCGAUGAAAAAAUGGCACGAUUUUUUGAACAUCCGAUAUUAAUAUAUCACAUAGAAUACCAGAUGGAUUAUUGCAGUCUAUCAGUUUAUCAUAAUUUUCCUUCCAUGACUAUAUCGUCAUUAUCAUUGUCCGUUAGUAUUAAGAAUGAUAUAUAUCUGAUGAUGUUAGUUGGCUGA
Molecule: messenger RNA, 621 nt
Organism: Entrophospora candida
Lineage: Eukaryota; Fungi; Glomeromycota; Glomeromycetes; Entrophosporales; Entrophosporaceae
Source: the annotation of a GenBank genome assembly